This is a messenger RNA of Entamoeba invadens IP1, 912 nucleotides long. RefSeq lists its product as hypothetical. The record is from RefSeq and is a predicted model, not a curated record. The coding region runs from base 1 to 912 and encodes 303 amino acids. NCBI's taxonomy places the organism in Eukaryota, Evosea, Mastigamoebida, Endamoebidae. The transcript has a single exon.
AUGGAUUUUCAAGGAAUGGCGAUCAUCGACGACAAUGAAGUGGACAAUUUUGGCAAUAUCCCAGAAGUCCACGGGCCGGACAUAGACAUUACUCUUAACGACAACCUUUCCAGAUCUUCAAAUAACCUUUGUUUGACCUUUUUGCAAAACAUUUUAAUAACAUUCAAAUUUAUGUGGAAAUUCUGUUGUGACGGUUUGUGUGAUUCAAUAUACCGCUGUACGUGCAUUUGCGAUUUCUUUUCGUGUUUUUGGUGUGAUGUGACUUGUUGUCAUUGUUUUCUUAAUUGCAAUUGCUGCAAUUGUGAUUAUUACGACGACACCUGUGAAUGUCCAUUUUACAGCAAAUACUGCUGUGUUCCUUUUCGCCUUAUUUUUUGUUGUAAUUGCAAACACACGUGUUGUGAGAAUUGUUCGCAAGAGCACUUUACAUAUGAUAAUGUGUGGGAUUAUGUUUUCUUCUUUUUUGACAUCUUAUGCGAGUGUUUUGUGGAGUCUUGUGUGUGUUUAUUAAAACCGUUUGUUGCUGUUAUUGUGUUCUUCUUCAAUUUGAUAUGUUGCACUUAUUGUACAUAUGGAGAGUGCAACCAAAAGUGUGCAGAGGGUGUUGGGUGUGUGACAUGUGGGUGUUGUGGAAAUCGAAAUAGAUAUAGCGAUGUAUACCACUAUGUCUGGGACUGCGGUUGUUGUAAAGAGAAGUGGUGUUUUCUGUGCAAUUGCUUGUUGGGUGAUGGAAUGUGUGUAUGCACCCCUUUGUAUAUCUUCUGUUGUCAAUGGAUGAACUUCGAUUGUCACACAUGUUCAGACGAAAACGUUGAGUGUUGUGGGGAAGACUCAAAGGAACAAUGCGAGUAUGCCUGUAAAUGUGACUUGUCAAGAAAAUGCUGCGACUAUAACUUGAGACUUUUGGAUUAA